UUUGAAAAGAUAUCUUCACGAAAUUUGAUAUAGAUUAUAACGCUAUACAACGCUACAAUAUUUCAAGAAAUUGUUCAGAUCAGACCGCUGUAACAUAUAGCUACCAUACAAACUAGCCUAUCAAAAUCGAGUUCUUGCAUGGAAAAUUUGGUUAUUUGAUAAUUAAUCUUCAUGAAAUUUGGCAUGAGUUAUUAUUCAAGAUAACAGUACAAUCUCCAAACAUAUGUAUAGUUCUGAUCGCAUGACCAUAACAUGCGGCUGCUCUACAAACUGGCCAAAUAAAAUAAAAAAAAAAUAUUUUUUUAACCUCCUUUUUUAUAAGAAAUUCACCUGUGAAGGGUACUAUAACUUCGGUGCUCUCGAAGUUUAUAUUUUUUCUUAUUUUAAUAAUAUUUUUUGCAACUUGUUUCUAUAACUUUUUGCUUAAAUCAUAAGCUUUGCUGCUGCGCUCAUCGAUUUCAUCAUUUCAAUCGCCAUUAAAUUUGCAUUCCAUAACGGAUUACUCAACAAAAAACGCUGUACAUACACAAGAACGCUUGCAGUUUUUACGCUUUACACGCUCUUUAUUGAUAUCAAUCACCAUUUAAUUGAUUGUUGCACACAUACAAUUCCACAAAUUGCUUACACAAAAACAUAUAAAUCAUUUAAUGUGUCCUUAUAAAAUGCUGCCACGCAAAGAAGUUCCAACGCGCCGCUCCAAUUUGCUGCGUGGCCCAAGUUUGAGCUUAAGGCCUCAGGGUAGCAGUAAAAUGGAUCGCUACGAGAAAUUGAGUCGACUUGGCGAAGGUUCAUAUGGCGUCGUCUACAAAUGUCGUGAUCGUGAAACGGGCGCCUUAGUGGCUGUCAAAAGGUUUGUGGAAUCGGAAGAUGAUCCGGCUAUAAGAAAAAUUGCGUUGCGCGAAAUUCGACUGUUAAAGAAUCUGAAGCAUCCCAAUCUGGUCUCACUACUGGAGGUAUUCCGGCGUAAGCGACGUUUGCAUUUGGUAUUUGAAUUUUGCGAGUUGACAGUGUUGCACGAAUUGGAGCGACAUCCGCAAGGCUGUCCGGAGCAUUUAACCAAACAGAUCGUCUACCAAACAUUGCUGGGUGUGGCAUAUUGCCACAAGCAGAACUGCCUGCAUCGCGACAUUAAACCGGAGAAUAUACUGUUGACAGCGCAGGGACAAGUGAAGCUGUGCGAUUUCGGUUUUGCGCGCAUGCUGAGUCCUGGCGAGAAUUACACAGACUAUGUUGCCACCCGCUGGUAUCGCGCGCCGGAGCUGCUUGUCGGCGAUACACAGUAUGGCACCGCUGUGGAUGUGUGGGCCAUCGGUUGUCUCUUUGCGGAGCUGGUGCGCGGCGAGGCGCUGUGGCCCGGUCGGAGCGACGUGGACCAGCUGUAUUUGAUACGCAAAACUUUAGGUGACCUGCUGCCGCGGCAUAUACAGAUUUUCUCACAAAAUGAAUAUUUUAAGGGCAUUACAUUGCCGGUGCCGCCAACGCUGGAGCCGCUCGAAGACAAAAUGCCAGCAAAAUCACUACAAAAUCCGCUCACCAUAGACUUUCUCAAAAAAUGCCUCGACAAGGAUCCGGCCAAGCGUUGGUCCUGCGAAAAGCUCAUCAAACACUCAUACUUCGAUGAUUACGUGGCCAAACAGCGUGAACUGGAGCAUGUUAAUAGCCUCGAAGCGGCCGCACUGCAACGACAACAACAAUUGCUGCAGCAACAACAACAGUUGCAACAACAUUUGAUGCUACAGCCACAUAGUCAACAAUUGCAGCCACAAUCUCAGCAACACACACCACUGCAGGCGCAACAUCACCAGCAACAGCAACAACAACAACAGCAAACGCCAUUGCUACUGGCAGCGCAGGCGGCGCGUGACAAAUCUAAGACUUCAAAUACAUCGCUUCCAUUGCUGACCAACACCCAGCUGUCGCAUCAUCAUGCGGACUAUGUGAAGCUGCAACCGAUUAAUAAGAAUGCCACAUUGCUCCAUCGCACCGAACAUCAUUUGCCAACGAUAUAGUGUGUUGCGCAAGCAUGUGUCCAGCAAAACACAACAACAUCAACAACAACACAAAGACAUCAACGAGGCUGCCGCUGGCCUGCUAGUAGCGGGCAGUUGUGGCAACAUUGGCUGCUGACAAUGCUUGCGUCGGUUGGUUGGCCACCAACGUUGGCUUGUUGCAACUACAUUCUGCUUUGUGUCCACCAUCCGGUGUGUAGUUGCAGCAACACUUAAUUGGCGCUUUUCGGCGUAUUGGCGCGGCAUGUGGAGAGCAUUUCGUAACUGUUUUGAUUUUCAUCUUUAAUUGAGAUCUAAAUUUAAUUUGACUUAGAUGCAUAUGUGUAUUUUUUUAUCAAACAAAAGCUGUAUAUGUCCAAUAUAAAAUAUAAAUUCAAUAAUAAAUAAUUAGUAAUAAUCAAUGUAA
This is a messenger RNA of Bactrocera neohumeralis, 2415 nucleotides long. Its product is annotated as cyclin-dependent kinase-like 1. Lineage: Eukaryota; Metazoa; Arthropoda; Insecta; Diptera; Tephritidae. The transcript is spliced from 8 exons. Gene Ontology annotation, molecular function: cyclin-dependent protein serine/threonine kinase activity; ATP binding. The record is from RefSeq and is a predicted model, not a curated record. Gene Ontology annotation, cellular component: nucleus. Gene Ontology annotation, biological process: protein phosphorylation. Bases 648 to 2009 code for a protein of 453 amino acids.